Messenger RNA from Myripristis murdjan (pinecone soldierfish), 1317 nucleotides. RefSeq names its product NADH:ubiquinone oxidoreductase subunit A9a (gene ndufa9a). Gene Ontology annotation, cellular component: mitochondrion. Gene Ontology annotation, molecular function: protein-containing complex binding. The record is from RefSeq and is a predicted model, not a curated record. The transcript is spliced from 11 exons. NCBI's taxonomy places the organism in Eukaryota, Metazoa, Chordata, Actinopteri, Holocentriformes, Holocentridae. Bases 63 to 1208 code for a protein of 381 amino acids.
CCGACGAUUCGCGAUUACGAUUACCUUUUUGGUCCCUACUGUACGCCGUAGCGCUCGCAAAGAUGGCGACCGUAGGGUUGGUUAGCCGUCCUGUCAGUGUCCUUCCAAAGAUAUCAAGGGCCGCCUGCUCCCCCGCAGUGCUGUCCGCUGUCCCGGCAACAGUCCAGCACAGGAAGCUGCACCAUGCGCUCAUCCCCAAAGGAAAGGGGGGGCGAUCCUCUUCCAGUGGAGUAGCUGCUACAGUUUUCGGUGCCACCGGCUUCCUGGGACGCUAUGUGGUCAACAGGCUGGGUCGUGUCGGGUCUCAGGUUGUAGUCCCUCACCGCUGUGAUCAGUAUGACGUCAUGUACCUCCGGCCCAUGGGAGAUCUUGGACAGAUCAUUUUUAUGGAAUGGGACGCCAGGAACAAAGACUCCAUCAAACGAGCUCUGGAGCACUCCAACGUGGUCAUCAACCUGGUGGGCAGGGAGUGGGAGACCAGGAACUAUCACUUCGAGGAUGUGUUCGUGACCAUCCCCCAGCAGAUCGCCAAGGCAACCAGAGAGGCCGGCAUCACAAAGUUCAUCCACAUGUCUCACCUCAACGCUGACAUCCGCAGUCCCUCCAAGUACCUGAGGAACAAGGCCGUGGGAGAGACAGCAGUGAGAGAUGAGUUCCCUGACGCCAUCAUCUUGAAGCCGUCAGAGAUGUACGGAAGGGAGGACAGAUUCUUCAACUAUUACGCAAACAUGCGCUGGUUCGGCAACGCUAUUCCCCUUCUCUCCCUGGGAAAGAAAACGGUGAAGCAGCCUGUCCAUGUGGUGGAUGUGGCCAAGGCUAUCAUCAAUGCCAUCAAAGAUCCUGAUGCCAAUGGGAAGACCUAUGCCCUGGUGGGUCCCAACCGCUACCUUCUUCAUGAUUUGGUGGAGUACAUCUACGCCGUGGCCCACAGACCCUUCGUCCCCUACCCGUUGCCCCGCCCACUUUAUCACUUGGCUGCUCAGAUAUUUGCAAUGAGCCCAUUUGAGCCCUGGGUAACCCCAGACAAAAUCGAUCGGUUUCACACGACAGAUAUGAAGUACCCAGGACUCCCUGGUCUGGAGGAUCUCGGUAUCGUUCCUUCCACUGUAGAGCAAAAGGCGAUUGAAAUUCUGCGUCGCCACCGUCGUUUCCGUUACCUGGAAGCUGAGCUGGAUGAGACAAAACCAGCCAAGACUGUCAGCCACUGAGUUAACCCCCCCGACAAACUGCCCUGUACCAACAUGGAAGUGACAAGCAGAUCCCCCAUGUCGUUAACAAUAUUCUGUACAUAAAUAAAGGUUUAUCCUCUAACAUGUU